Diceros bicornis minor is the source of this 1879-nucleotide messenger RNA. It is a transcript of the gene MFSD12, whose product is annotated as major facilitator superfamily domain containing 12. Gene Ontology annotation, biological process: carbohydrate transport. Gene Ontology annotation, cellular component: membrane. The record is from RefSeq and is a predicted model, not a curated record. NCBI's taxonomy places the organism in Eukaryota, Metazoa, Chordata, Mammalia, Perissodactyla, Rhinocerotidae. Bases 24 to 1727 code for a protein of 567 amino acids. Gene Ontology annotation, molecular function: symporter activity. The transcript is spliced from 9 exons.
CCGGGGGGGCGCGGGCCGGCGGCAUGGUGCCCGGGUCCCCGGCGGCCGGAGCGGGCGCGGCCCCCCGGGCGCUGUCGCUGUCGGCGCGGCUGAGCUACGCGGUGGGCCACUUCCUCAACGACCUGUGCGCGUCCAUGUGGUUCACGUACCUGCUGCUCUACCUGCACUCGGUGCGCGCCUACAGCUCGCGCGGCGCCGGCCUGCUGCUGCUGCUCGGCCAGGUGGCCGACGGGCUCUGCACGCCGCUCGUGGGCUACGAGGCCGACCGCGCCGCCGGCCGCUGCGCGCGCUGCGGGCCCCGCAAGGCCUGGCACCUGGUCGGCACCGUGUGCGUCCUGCUGUCCUUCCCCUUCAUCUUCAGCCCGUGCCUGGGCUGCGGGCCGGCCACGCCCGAGUGGGCCGCUCUGUUCUACUACGGCCCCUUCAUCGUCAUCUUCCAGUUCGGCUGGGCCGCCACACAGAUCGCCCACCUCAGCCUCAUCCCGGAGCUCGUCACCAAUGACCAUGAGAAGGUGGAGCUCACGGCCCUCAGGUAUGCCUUCACCGUGGUGGCCAACAUCACCGUCUUCGGGGCCGCCUGGCUCCUGCUCCGCCUGCAGGGCUCUGCGCACGCUGAGCCCGCCGAGGAUGCAGCGGACCACCUGGGGGUCCAGGACGUGCCAGUGUUCCGGAACCUCUCCCUGUUUGUGGUGGGCGUCGGCGCUGUCUUCUCGCUGCUGUUCCACUUGGGCACCCGGGAGGGGCGCCGGCCGCGGGCGGAGGAGCCCGAUGAGCACAGCCCCCUUUUGGCCCCUGCAACAGCCCGGCCCUUGCUGCUCUGGAAACAUUGGCUUCAGGAGCCGGCCUUCUAUCAGGUGGGCUUGCUGUACAUGAGCACGAGGCUCAUCGUGAACCUGUCCCAGACAUACAUCGCCAUGUACCUCACCUACUCCCUCAACCUGCCCAAGAAGUUCAUCGCCACCAUCCCGCUCGUGAUGUACCUCAGUGGCUUCUUCUCCUCCUUCCUCAUGAAGCCAGUCAACAGGUGCAUCGGGAGGAACAUGACCUACUUCGUGGGCCUCCUGGUGAUCCUGGCCUUCGCGGCCUGGGUGGCGCUGGUAGAUGAGCUGGGCGUGGCCGUGUACGUGGCAGCCGUGCUGCUGGGCGCGGGCUGUGCCACCAUCCUCGUCACCUCGCUGUCCAUGACGGCCGACCUCAUCGGCCCACACACGCACAGUGGAGCCUUUGUGUACGGCGCCAUGAGCUUCUCGGAUAAGGUGGCCAACGGGCUGGCGGUCAUGGUCAUACAGAGCCUGCACCCCUGCUCGGGACCCUGGAGCCCGGCCCUGACACCCCAACGUGGCCCCGCCCUGUGUAGAGGAACCGCGACUGCACAUUCCAUGUCCAGUGAGGCCGGGGGCGGCCCCCUGCUCCUCUGGGACCCCCCACCCCUCCACCCCUGCCUGGCUGCGGGGUCGGUGGGCACGGGCAGGAUGAGCAGGACCCUGGUGGCUUAUCCCACUGGGGCAGGGACAGCAAGCUAUAGGGCCCCCGGUAUCCAGGGCCCAUGGGGUCCUCGUGGGUUUGGGGGUGCCCCGAUCUUGGCUCUCUGGAUGAUUUGGGGGGCCCUCUCUCUGUUGUGUGGGGGCAGGACGUGCAGGUCCCCGAACCCAGGGGCUGCGCUAAGCUCAGCCCAGUUCACAGCUCACACCCAGCCCUGCUGGGGUCGGGGACAGCGUCGUCACUGAACCUGCCGGGACCCCCAGCCUCGGGGUCGGGGGGCUGGGCCCAGCCCCGGCCAUGGGGGCAGCGGGACUGCCCCGGGGGCUCGGCGGGCCGGGCAGGGGCUGCCCCGAGUGAAUAAAGAGCCACCCGUGGGGGCGAGGACCUCAGUGGCUGU